GCCAAACUGUAUGCACAUCAUUUACUUUCCCCUGAUCUGUAUAGUAACCUGAACAAAGAAAGGGAGAUCACUUCGUCGAGUGUGUGAUGAUGCGACGUUAACGACGUCAUUCAAACAUUACGCACAAACGUUUAUGACGUCAUUACGUUAACGACCAAAUCAGUUAAAGACUUCAUUUUGUGAAGAACUGCAGCUAAAUCAGCUGUCAUCUUUUUUUACAAACAAGAAACUAUUAGAAUGGAUACAAUAUAUCAGCCUACAUUUGUUUUUUCGCGGAACGGAACACUGAUAACCAAUCGGUUUGUUGAGUUUCGGAAGUUGUGUGCAACUUUUGCGGAUGAAAUUACAAAAGGAAAAGAUCCAACAGCAAAAAUAUUAACCAGGAUUACACAAUUCCCGCCACUUAGGGGUGUCCCCCUUUUAAACGAGGCAUUUGAUUUACUGAAGGAUUCUGCGUUUGAAUACCAUAUGUCACGUGACAAGGGUAACAUUGACCAUUGGCUUGAACCACAUGACCAAGGAGAUUCAAAGGGUUCGAACCCUUCAUUAAACAAUUUGAGGAGAAUAAGACAGAAAGAUGAUGCGUUCUUACCUAAAAAAGAAAUGACCACAUGUACGAAACUGUUCCGGAAAUUGUCACAGAUCUGCCAUAAACACGAGCAAGCACUUGAAUCCUUGAGGAAAGCUAUUAAGGAAUACAAGGAACUGGACCGGAAUUGUAUGGAAGCAUACAGACAGAUGAAUGCAGCAGCCGACAAUUUCAACGAGUAUGCUAACGAUAUCGACAGCCAAAAUUGCUUUAAAGAAGCUAGCUUUGAAGCACACAAGGUUUAUAUUCAGAUGACAAAAGAAUAUAUCACGUGCAAAGAAAAGUCCAAGCUGGCAUUAGAGAAGAUGUACCCUCUGUACAAAACAGAAAAACAAAUCAGAGAGGAGCGUAUGAAUAAGUUAGACAAGGAUCUAAGAACCAUGAUAGUGAGAGAGAUGGAGGACACACUGACAGAAGGAAUGAAAAUAUUGACGACGAUAGCUGCAGCAGCUCGUUUCUCUCCAGAUCUUAUCGAUACAAUUGGAAACUUCGAUUGUGCCAUCAUGGCGGAAAAACUUUACAAAGAUUUGUGCAUGAAGUAUUUCCAUCCAGUCAUAAAUCAGAAACAUCUUGGCGAGGUACUGGGAAACACGUUCUACUCUUCCCCACACGUUUAUGUCAUGGAUAAAGAUGAGCGGAGAUUUCGAAAGCAUGAGAGUUGUUUAUCUCUACUAGAGGGAGAAUCAAAACUGUUUAGACAAGAGGAGCUGUAUGUAUGGUCAAAUUACACUUUAAAUGUUGAAGAAAAAGAUGAUAUGCUCAAGUUAAAACAUGAUAUGGACAUCAAGCAGAAGUUUUGUUCUGUUGACGGCAGACUUGCGUUUGGAUGGACAAGGAAGUUCGACUGCGGAAAGAAACAUUAUGGAUUCUAUCCCACAAAUGUGACAAGACUAGUUCGAUGAAAAAAUUUUAACCACUAUGAUUUUUAUAAACAUGAAAAUAUUAAAUGUAUACAUUUAUUUUGGAGAACAUUCUGUUGUUGUUUUUGUUGUUGUUGUUUUUUAUUUACCAUUAAGUUAUCGGGAGAAUUU
Messenger RNA from Ruditapes philippinarum (Manila clam), 1620 nucleotides. RefSeq lists its product as uncharacterized. Lineage: Eukaryota; Metazoa; Mollusca; Bivalvia; Venerida; Veneridae. The coding region runs from base 238 to 1491 and encodes 417 amino acids. The record is from RefSeq and is a predicted model, not a curated record. The transcript has 10 exons.